GCCAGUACUGGAAAAAUUUUUGGCAAAAAACAAAUCUCAUUCAAUUAAUAAAAUUUUUAUCUAACUAGGUAUGCAACUACUGAUGUUUUUCCAGUAUGUCAGUUUGUAGGUUAUGUAAUUUUUAAAAAUGUUUCCACUAAAUCUAAUAAGAACUGUGCUACGCAGCAACUUGCAUUUAAAUGAAGUACAAUCCACAAAUACAAUAAUCUACAGUCACAUUAGAUUUAAGAGUAAAGGCCAAAGGAAACAGCAAUCUUCUGAGUCGGAAACAGAACCUGAAGAAAAGGACUACUUGGAUGAUAUCACAGAUAAACACACCAAAACAUUAAAAGUAAACGUAAAUUCACUACGACUCGAUGCUAUAAUUAAAUCUGGUUUAGGGAUAUCCAGAAAUAAAAUAGAAACAAUAUUCUAUGAGAGUAAAAUCAGACUUAAUGGCCAAAAGGUGUUGAAGAAAAGUGUCACAGUGAAAGAAGGAGAUGAAAUAGACGUAAUUAAGGGGCUGAGUGUAAAUAAUCCGAAUUUCCUAACUGUAGCCAGAGUGGAAGUGCUAUUUGCAGCUGAAAAGGAUGAAAAUAUCAGUUUGAAAAUAAGAAGGAAUAAGUCAUUGUUGAUAGAAAAUUAUGAAGACAAGUGGAAGCCUUCUUAAUGAAUUCUAUGGAAUAUUGUAAAUAUAUAAAUUAAUAAAAGGUUAUUUUUAAGUUUCA
Messenger RNA from Aethina tumida (small hive beetle), 707 nucleotides. RefSeq names its product mitochondrial transcription rescue factor 1. The record is from RefSeq and is a predicted model, not a curated record. The coding region runs from base 128 to 649 and encodes 173 amino acids. The transcript has a single exon. Gene Ontology annotation, molecular function: RNA binding. NCBI's taxonomy places the organism in Eukaryota, Metazoa, Arthropoda, Insecta, Coleoptera, Nitidulidae.